Messenger RNA from Colletotrichum phormii, 2127 nucleotides. Its product is annotated as kinase-like domain-containing protein. Gene Ontology annotation, molecular function: ATP binding; protein serine/threonine kinase activity. Bases 1 to 2127 code for a protein of 708 amino acids. Lineage: Eukaryota; Fungi; Ascomycota; Sordariomycetes; Glomerellales; Glomerellaceae. The transcript is spliced from 5 exons. Gene Ontology annotation, biological process: peptidyl-serine phosphorylation; intracellular signal transduction. The record is from RefSeq and is a predicted model, not a curated record.
AUGCAUCAACAAGUUGUCCGCAGCAGUGUCGUCGUACGUUCAAAUCCGACCCCUACGGCAACGACCAUAGACGCCAACCACACACUCCCAACAGACCUCGGCCCUGAAGUAGACGGCCAGGCACAGCACACUCUUUGGAAUCCCCGUCCUCGACGUCAGGCCACCCCAUUGACGCAUUUGUUCAAGGGGAGACAUCGUCAUCACCAUCAAGACCUACGGUCCUCGGGCAGUGCUAGGUCCACCAGAAAGAACUUCAUUCACAGGUUCAUAGACACAAGGAGGAUGCCCACCAAGCCAUCGCAAUCCCGCCCUCUGCGAUACCCAAUUGCUCAGCCUGUCACGAACCACCCACUGGGCCAGUCCACCACAAACCCGACCCCUGAGUUGGAGUUUGAGCUUCCCUCGACGUCCCAAUACAUACCCUGGGGACAGUUGGAUUGGAAUCGACUCUCUGACAAGCAAAGGGUCCACACGGUCGAAAGAGCAGCAGCAGCCAGAAUCUACCUAGAGAACUACUUCGAGGAGGCCUUGAGUAGUCGUCCCACACCACGUGAACAACGUAUAGCCGAACACCAACGUAACAUGGAUCUAUACGGGGGUCACCUCGGCCCGAGUGAAAGGGAGUAUUACUGGAGGCUCUUCUUUGCAAUGGAGACCAAUUUCCUCCGUGAACAACGAAACGCCAAGACCUACAGCUGCAGAAUUGCUCGAGGAUCAGACCUGGAAAACCUCGAGACUCUGCAAAUUCUCGGGAAAGGCAGCUUCGGGGUUGUCAAGCUUGUAUGGGACCGAUGCCGACGCCAGGUCUAUGCUAUGAAGGUCAUUCGAAAGUCUGACAUGAUUCGAAGCUGCCAAGAAGGGCACUUGCGAGCGGAGAGAGACUUUUUGGCGGCCUCUGAGAAUUCGGAAUGGGUUGUGCCCCUGAUAUCCAGUUUCCAAGAUCCAGUCAAUCUCUACCUUCUCAUGGAUUACAUGCCGGGGGGUGACUUUCUUGGUCUUUUGAUUCGCGAAAACAUCUUGACCGAGUCGAGGACUCGAUUCUACAUUGCUGAGAUGAUACUUUGCGUUGAAGAGGCCCACAGACUUGGAUGCAUUCACCGAGAUGUCAAACCAGACAACUUCCUCAUCGGUGCCGAUGGCCACCUGAAAAUCUCGGAUUUUGGGCUGGCUUUUGACGACCAUUGGUCCCAUGACACCUCUUACUACAAAUGGCAGCGACAGUCAAUUCUGGCCCUAACGGGUGUUACGCUAGACGGUGAUGGCGAAGAUCGAAAAGCCGCCCGUGAUGGUGGACAGUCGAGGCGACAAUCAUCUCGGGAAGGGUCAUCAAAACACUAUCCACCAUCAGAAUUGCUCCAAACCAAGUUUGAUGGACUUGAAAGCCCGUUCAAUGAAUAUCGGAAAAGCUUGGUCUUUCCUGUUGACGGACCUCCAGUCUCCAGAGUGUGCCGGCAGUUGAUCAAGGACCUGCUUCGGGACAAGGACGGCCGCCUCUCUUCACCUGAGUAUCGCAACCAAGAUGCUCGACGGAGCUGGGAAAAGCUUCAAGGAUACAAGAGGGUACCAAGUCAAUACGUUUUCAAUAACGACGCAUCCGAGAUCAAGGCUCACCCGUGGUUUCGGGGCGUUCCUUGGGAAGCAAUACGCUCCAGUCGACCGGAGUGGAUACCGCACAUCCAAAGCCACGCCGACUCUCACUAUUUCGAAGAAGACGAGCCGAUCAGCGACUGGUCUGAUUCAAUGGAUUCUGAAAUAGUGGAGCGGCCGGAGAACCUGGACGAUCUCCGUCUCAGGUUUGUACAGCAUGGCUUUGAAAGCGAUGUGAAGGGUCUAACCACUGAGUUUGUCUCCAAACCCUACGAUUCAUCCAAAUUGAAACGAUUUGAUCGCGAUAUUGACGAUCAUGCCUUUUUGGAAGAUGCCGAAAAGGCCUUUCUCAAAUGGUACGUCAGAAGAGUCGGGCGAAAAGAACACAAGCGCCCAAGAGACAAAUUGCUCCGGGACCGUUGGGUAAAGGAGGAAGUUCUUCAGAUGAGAAAGCAAACAGCCUUUCUGGGUUAUUCAUGGCGACGCAAAGACAUGGUCAGUCGUAGGCCUGUUGGAACAGUCUACCCUAUGAAUUCUUGA